Molecule: messenger RNA, 1127 nt
Organism: Microtus oregoni (creeping vole)
Lineage: Eukaryota; Metazoa; Chordata; Mammalia; Rodentia; Cricetidae
Gene: Ngf
Product: nerve growth factor
Exons: 3
Coding region: 247-972 (241 amino acids)
Biological process (GO): positive regulation of collateral sprouting; neuron projection morphogenesis; regulation of neuron differentiation
Molecular function (GO): nerve growth factor receptor binding; growth factor activity
Source: RefSeq, a predicted model, not a curated record
GGUGUGACUCGAGCCAGGGAGGAGGGGCUAAAUACAUUCAAGAAGCCUGUUAUAGCAGUUCUGUACUCCAGCACAGCAGAGAGCGCCGGGAGCCCGAGGGGAGCGCAUCGAGUUCUGGCCUGUGGUCGUGCAGUCCAGGGGGCUGGAUGGCAUGCUGGACCCAAGCUCACCUCAGUGUCUGGGCCCAAUAAAGGCUUUGCCAAGGACGCAGCUUUCUAUCCUGGCCACUCAGAGGUGCAUAGCGUAAUGUCCAUGUUGUUCUACACUCUGAUCACAGCGUUUUUGAUCGGCGUACAGGCAGAACCCUACACAGAUAGCGAUGUCCCAGAAGGAGACUCCGUCCCCCAAGCCCACUGGACUAAACUUCAGCAUUCCCUUGACACAGCCCUCCGCAGAGCCCGCAGCGCCCCUGCUACCCCAAUAGCUGCCCGCGUGACAGGACAGACCCGCAACAUCACUGUGGACCCCAGACUGUUUAAGAAACGGAGACUCCGUUCACCCCGCGUGCUGUUUAGCACUCAGCCCCCACCCACCUCUUCGGACUCUCUGGAGCUGGACUUCCAGGCCCAUGGUACAAUCUCCUUCAACAGGACUCACAGGAGCAAGCGCUCGUCCACCCACCCCGUCUUCCACAUGGGGGAGUUCUCAGUGUGUGACAGUGUCAGUGUGUGGGUUGGGGAUAAGACCACAGCCACGGACAUCAAAGGCAAGGAGGUGACAGUGCUGGGCGAGGUGAACAUCAACAACAGUGUGUUCAAACAGUACUUUUUCGAGACCAAGUGCCGAGCCCCCAAUCCCGUGGAGAGUGGAUGCCGGGGCAUUGACUCCAAGCACUGGAACUCUUACUGCACGACAACCCACACUUUUGUCAAGGCAUUGACAACAGACGACAAGCAGGCUGCCUGGAGGUUCAUCCGGAUAGACACAGCCUGUGUGUGUGUGCUCAGCAGGAAGGCUGCAAGAAGAGGCUGACCUGCCUGCAGGACCCUUCCCCACCCGCCCCCUCCACACCCUCCUCGGCCCCUCCCUACCUCAGCCUGUAAAUUAUUUUAAAUUAUAAGGACUGCAUGGUAAUUUAUCGUUUAUACAAUUUUAAAAAGCCAUUAUUUAUUAAAUUUUCAAAGCAU